CUGUCUUCGUCCUUCUCUUCUUCCUCUGAUCCUUUUCCUCUCAUCCUUUUCUAUUCUUCUUUCGUUCUUCGAAAUCAAGUGACAGCUCCACCCUCGCCUCAUCUCUCAUCACACAACACAAAAUGGUCUACCCCGAAACCUUUUCAGGCUUCCAAAUCGAAGACCCCAAGAAAUGGACUGAAUUCCACCUCAACGAAUUCAAACCAAAACCAUUCGGGGAUCACGACGUUGAUAUCAAGAUCUUGGCUUGUGGUGUUUGUGCGAGUGAUUUGCAUACCAUAAGUGGAGGGUGGGGAGAGCAGCAUUUUCCGCUUUGUGUUGGUCACGGUAUUUCUUCUUUGGUCCUGAGAAGGUUUUUGGUGCUUGAAAGGCCAUGGAGAGGUAGACUUGGAGGACAUGGUUUGGUUGGAGUUCAAUGAUGAGGGCGAGUAAAGUGCUUGCAUAAGCUUGCGAUACUUCAACCUUGAGCUUUUGACUUAAGUACAAUUGAAUUUUGUGGUAGUAUCUCAUUAAGACCAUUUCCAAUUGAAG
Molecule: messenger RNA, 531 nt
Organism: Mollisia scopiformis
Lineage: Eukaryota; Fungi; Ascomycota; Leotiomycetes; Helotiales; Mollisiaceae
Exons: 1
Coding region: 123-419 (98 amino acids)
Source: RefSeq, a predicted model, not a curated record